UAUUGGGCCACGGUGACAUGACGUAGAGGGAGGGGCAAAUUCCUGACUCUUGUCUAGACGCAAUCACAUCUCUUUCGACAAGCUCCUAAGAAAAAGAUCAUCUUCAGUCAAAAUGAAUGUCGAUCAUGAAGUUUCAUUGCUUGUGGAGGAAAUCAAACGUCUUGGGAGUCCAAACGCCGAGGGGAAGACAAGCGUGAAGUUCGGGGUCUUGUUCGAAGACACCCGGUGCGCCAACAUCUUUGAGGCACUGGUUGGCACCUUGCGGGCAGCCAAAAAGAGGAAGAUCAUUACGUUUCAGGGGGAGCUGCUACUGCAAGGGGUCCACGAUAACGUUGAAGUUGUCCUGCUCGCUGAGUGACACCUCUCACUCAGCGAGGUGUGGGGGGGAGGGGUCAGCAUUGAGCAUAUCUGGGUCAUGUGAAUCAUUCCAAAUACUUAUUUUUAGCAAUAACAUGAGCUCGGAUCAAUCACCUAAUUUCAUCGAGGUGGCCCUCGUCAAUCACUGACUGUGAUUGGUUGACAGUAUUUCUAUGGACUGUGUCUCUGUCAGGGCCCAGCCGUUAGGCAUGGUGACCAUUUAAUUAUUUGACAUUGAAUUACAGCUACAUACAGCUUAUUUGACCCUCUUAUCUUUGUUUUUGUUGCUUGUUCUCUCCUGGGCAAGCGUAACCAUUUGCCAAAAAAAUGAAAUACCAUUUGGGAGCCUUAAAGAUACUCUGAUGUGAUGUGACCAGAUCUGCUCUUAAUCUUUUAGACCCAGAUUUCAAAUAAACAAGCAUGGCCGUUGUAUAAGUUGCUAAGUGAACAAACUGCUUAAGCUGGCAAGACACCAUGCUACGUCUACAUCACUAAUGAGCUUUGGGGUUUGAAAACGGUCACAAAUUCCAUUUAACUUCCAUCACAUUUUUUUAAAAAUAAAAUGAAAAGUUCACCCUCGCGUGCGCAAACAGUCCAGCAAUCAUGGAUCAUAAAAACGAUCUACUGCGCAUAUUUUAUGGACCUUUAAGACUAUAAACGCACAGAUCAGGAAUGCAAAAUGUAUAUCAAGAUAUGCCUUUUUAUGUAUACUAUGUAUGUCACUGUGGUGAAAAUGUACUAGGAAAUGUGGCCGUCAAUCUCAACAAAAAAGUCUCACUCACAAGCACAGUGGGCUGAUUCUAGAGAUGGAUUGUGGAUUGCACAGAGCCACUGGGUUUCAUUUUAGACCACAAAGGGCUACAUAUGUUCUUGAAACCAAGCCUUACAGGUUCUCCUACAGUGAAUAUGCUGGGGUCCACCAUGGGUCACCAAAUGACCCUUUUUAUUGUUUACAUUGGGUGAUUUUUACUACCUCUGGUGUACUUUGUAAUAGGAUGACGUUAGACCAAUAUUCCUUUUUCAAUCUCAAGGAACGGGGAACAAAAAUACCUAAUGCCAGACUUAUUUAAUUUGAUGUUUGUAUUCAUACCACUGUCUGAGGGUACCUAUCGGGAAUGUUCCUAAAGUUGAACAACGAAGUGAUUUCCAUUGUAUGACCUUUGCAAAUGUCUUAUCAUUUCAAUUGUUGCCAAAUGGAGCUUUUGCAAUGUUGUUUCUCAGGACCAAAUAUAAAAAUGUUUCAAAGACUUGUGAUAGAUGAAUAUCGUCUACACGAUGUCCGUGUUUAGGAAAUAUCAAAUUUACAUAUUGCUUAGAUGUAAUAGAUUUUUUGUUAUAUUUACUUUAUUUUACAUUACUUCUCAAACUCCCUUUUUCUCUUAUAUCACAUUGCUUAUUCUUGAUGCUGAGUGUUUAUGUCCUUUAAGUAAAUGGUAUGCUAUAUGGUCUUUGAUCAGGAUAAGGGGAACUCUGAUGUCAUAUGACCCAUGUCUUUUGACUUGGUGGUUGUUGCACACUUUACAUUCAAAAACGUUAUCAUUGAAAUUAAACACAUCCAAUUGGAUUGUAAUAAAAAUCGUCUAGAAAAAAAU
Gadus chalcogrammus (walleye pollock) is the source of this 1949-nucleotide messenger RNA. RefSeq names its product ABRA C-terminal like (gene abracl). Gene Ontology annotation, biological process: regulation of actin filament-based process. The transcript is spliced from 3 exons. Lineage: Eukaryota; Metazoa; Chordata; Actinopteri; Gadiformes; Gadidae. The record is from RefSeq and is a predicted model, not a curated record. The coding region runs from base 113 to 358 and encodes 81 amino acids.